AUGCCUCCCAGAAGACAAGCAGGCAGGCCGAGAAGGUACGCGCAAGUACCAGAGCAGAUACCUAGGAGAGACCAGGCUGGGGGAGCAGGAGCACAACCGCCACCUCCUCCACCACCGCCUCCUGCAGUGCCGGAGAGGCGAGUGGAAGAAACAUUUCUCAAACAGAACCCACCUGUGUUCAAUGGUCUGGGGAAUCCUGCUGCAGCAGAGACCUGGGUGCGUGCGAUCGAGCGCAUCUUUGAUUUUCUUCGGUGCACCGACAGAGAGCGACUCUCAUGUGUGAAGUUUCAGCUGGUUGAGUCCGCCGACUUCUGGUGGGAAGCUAGGCGAAAGGUUAUGACUCGUGAACAGUUGGAGCACCUGACCUGGGAGGAGUUUAAGAAUGAGCUGUACGGCAAGUACAUCCCCAAGAGCUACCGCAAGGCCAAAGAGGUGGAGUUUUACAGUUUGAAACAGGGAAAGAUGACAGUGACCGAGUACGAUAGGUUAUUCUGUGACAUGUCACGCUAUGCGCCUGAACUAGUAGACACGGACGAGAAAAUGGCCGAAAAGUUUUGUACUGGCCUGAGAUCGGAAAUAAGAAUGGCUCUGGCCAGUCAUGGAGGUCUGUCUUAUGUCGAGUCAUUGGGCCGGGCCCUGGACAUUGAGGCAGCUAUGCCCAAAGAGAGGCCGACGACACAUGUCACCACUGCUCCACCGCCGCCACAGCAGCGGUCCCCUCGAGAAAAGAGGAAAUGGGAAGGAGACCGAGUCCCGACUGAUGCUAAGAAACCACAGUUUGCCCCUAAGCCACAGCAGAACCGUUGGUACCAAACUGCCCCGACUCCAGCUGCGGAGCGCGGAGCCCAGGCACCUCUAUGUGCGAGAUGCUCGAAGAGACAUGACGGCGAGUGUAAGGCCGGGACUGGUGGAUGUUUCCACUGCGGGCAGAAGGGACAUUUUGCCAGAAACUGCCCGAGCAAGGCGACUGGAACGGGAGGACAGCGUCCGCAACUGCGGGCACUCCAGGUUGAACCAAGGAGAGAGAAGGCGAUGCUCCAUGCACCACGUCCUCAGCGACAGCUACGCCCGAGACUUCCCCCACAGGCAAGAGCCUUCGCACUGCAGCAGAAGCAGGCCAGGGCCGAGGAAGGGAAACGGGAGCAAGGCAAUUUGGCAGGUAUGGGAACUCUCCUCAACGUACCAAUCGCCCUUUUGUUUGAUACCGGUGCAUCACACUCCUUUAUAUCAACAUCUUGUGUGGAUACUUUGAACUUGCCUACGGACGUGAUGGAACAUAGUAUGAGGGUGUCCUCACCCGUAGGAGGCCUGAUAGAUAUCACACGAACGUGCUCAAACAUAAAAUUUUCCAUGGGAAACCUGAACCUAGUAGCUCAUAACUUACAUGUGAUGUUGAUGUGGAGCGUCGACAUUAUACUAGGAAUGGAUUGGUUAGCCGAGAACUACGCCACAAUCCGUUGUAAGGAGAGACAGAUAGCGCUACAAUACCCUGGGACAGAACCCGUAAUGUUUCAUGGGAUCUCCAUGAGGAAACGAAAAUCGAUUAUUUCUGCCCUACAAGCAACAACCAUGAUGAGGAAAGGAUGCCCUGCAUACCUCGUCUUUUUGAACAAAGAAGAGAAAAAGGACAAGAAAAUUGAGGACGUGGCAAUAGUACGAGAAUAUCCUGAUGUAUUCCCAGAAAAGCUACCAGGCUUGCCACCAAACAGGCAAUUGGAGUUCAGCAUCGAUCUGGAACCAGGAUCAGCUCCAAUAUCAAAGGCGCCUUACAGAAUGGCACCAAGGGAGUUAGAGGAACUCAAAAUGCAAUUACAGGAACUACUAGACCUGGGCUUCAUUCGACCCAGUGUGUCGCCGUGGGGCGCACCACUGCAAGGAGCUGGAGUGUUCUCGAAGAUGGAUUUGAGAUCGGGUUAUCACCAGUUGAGAGUUCGACAAGACGAUAUACCAAAGACUGCGUUCCGCACCAGAUAUGGCCAUUAUGAAUUUACGGUAAUGCCUUUUGGGCUUACCAAUGCUCCAGCUGUGUUCAUGGACCUAAUGAACCGCGUGUUCCACCCGUACCUGGACAAGUUCGUUCUGGUCUUCAUAGAUGAUGUGCUCAUCUAUUCGAAGAACAAAAAGGAACACGAGGAACAUUUGAGAACCACCUUGGAAACAAGGAUCUGA
This is a messenger RNA of Salvia splendens (bonfire salvia), 2169 nucleotides long. RefSeq lists its product as uncharacterized. The transcript is spliced from 3 exons. Lineage: Eukaryota; Viridiplantae; Streptophyta; Magnoliopsida; Lamiales; Lamiaceae. Gene Ontology annotation, molecular function: nucleic acid binding; zinc ion binding; aspartic-type endopeptidase activity. Bases 1 to 2169 code for a protein of 722 amino acids. The record is from RefSeq and is a predicted model, not a curated record. Gene Ontology annotation, biological process: proteolysis.